Messenger RNA from Aethina tumida (small hive beetle), 1907 nucleotides. Its product is annotated as porphobilinogen deaminase. Gene Ontology annotation, biological process: heme biosynthetic process. Lineage: Eukaryota; Metazoa; Arthropoda; Insecta; Coleoptera; Nitidulidae. Gene Ontology annotation, molecular function: hydroxymethylbilane synthase activity. The transcript is spliced from 5 exons. Gene Ontology annotation, cellular component: cytoplasm. Bases 282 to 1724 code for a protein of 480 amino acids. The record is from RefSeq and is a predicted model, not a curated record.
UUUGACAGUUUGGUAUUGUGAAAGUGCUCAUAUUAGAAAGUAUUGAAGAUAUUCUCCUCUCUUUUCCUCGCACAAUAAUAACAUACGUAUUCCAUCCAACACAGGAUGUUGUUAUUCAAUAGGGUUAUGUGCGAUGAUUCUCGAUAAACCAUAGUGAUAAAGCACUUAUUCUUUCUAAACUAUUCAUCCUCGUUAAAUCCUUGAAACAAUAAAUAAUACUGUGAUUGAAACAAUAAAUUUUAUUAGUUCCUAACCUAGAUUUAUUCAUAGUGGUUAUCAAGAUGAGUUCGGACAAAAAAAUACGGGUUGGAUCACGAAAAAGUGAAUUAGCUUUAAUUCAAACCAGACAUGUGAUAUCACUGCUCAAGGAUUUGCAUCCGGACAAAGAUUUUGAGAUUGUUACAAUGAACACUCUGGGAGAUAAAGUACUCGAUAUUCCUUUGCCAAAGAUUGGUGAAAAGUCGUUGUUUACUAAAGAAUUGGAAACAGCCUUGAUUACAGGAAGUGUUGAUUUUGUUGUGCAUUCUUUGAAAGACUUACCAACCACUUUGCCAUCUGGAAUGGCCAUUGGUGCAGUACUGACCAGAGAAGACCCCCAAGAUGCAUUAGUGUUACAAAAAGACUUGAAAACUGCAACUCUCUCUACAUUACCAGAAGGAAGUAUAAUUGGAACGUCCAGUUUAAGGAGAACGGCGCAAUUGGCAAGGAAAUAUCCACAUUUGAAAGUGGAAAAUAUAAGAGGAAACCUGAACACCAGGCUGAAAAAACUGGACGAUUUGGGCAAAUAUCAGGCCAUUAUUCUAGCUGCAGCAGGUUUAGUGAGGAUGGGAUGGAAUAAAAGAAUCACAAAGGUAAUCACGUCGGAAGAGAUUAUGUAUGCGGUGGGACAAGGAGCUUUGGCGGUGGAAUGUCGCGAAAACGAUCAGGAAACGUUGAAACUUCUGGCGCCGCUGUACGAUCUACACACCGCGUUGCGCGUCAUCGCGGAGCGCAGCUUCAUGAGAACGUUGGGCGGCGGGUGUUCCGCCCCCGUGGCCGUCACCUCCGCUUUGACCAACGUCAAGGGCAUAGAAUACAGAUUAUCGUUGAAGGGGGGCGUCUGGUCUUUGGACGGCACGGAGGAGGUCAAGGACCACGGCGAUUGUUCUCUGCAUCUGAAGGAUCUGAAGAGGUGCGCCACAUGCCCGUUCAAUAACAGAGCCAUGACGACGAGCAUCGAGGACAUCGAAUGUCUGAAGGAAUGUGUGAAAUGUCCAAACAGUCCGAUCAGCGAGAAUCCGUCGAAAAAAGCGCGUUACGAAGUGCCGAGUGAGGUAUUGAAGAACGAUCCGCACGAAAAGUGUCCGGUGCAGAUGCCGAUCGGAGCCGAUUUUAUGGGCAAAUGUCCAUACUUGGAGGCCGGAAUGGUUCACGCUGAGGGGAAGUGUCCCGUUAACGGCAGCAUCGAAGGUGCCGCCGCCCUUCCGGACAAGAGCCAAUGUCCGUUCAUGAUGAGGAACGGCAAGAUAGAGGUUCCGCAAUUGGCCGAAAAGUCGCAGUCGUUGCAGGAGAGCGACAACCUGUUUUGCGGUCUGGUCUCGCACAAAGACGCCUCGUUGGAAACGUUCAGAAGUGCGUUGUUGUUGGGCAAAAGUUUGGCGCAGAAACUGACGGAGAAGGGCGCCGUCGAGAUCAUGACGAAAGCGCAAGCGGUCAUCCAUUCUUCUAUUCCUACUUCUAGUUGAUUUCGUUGAUGUACAUUAUCACAUGUAGCAUAUUGUUUUUGUUGAGGUGGUUGUUGUAAUUUUAUGGCAAAUGUUGGUUUUAUAGACAUUAUAUACACUAAUUGAAACUUGUUUUUGAUUGAUAGGCAUAUUUUAUAUUGUAAUUUAUCUGUCUGUUUUGAAUUAAUAAAACUAUUAAACACA